AUGUCCAUACUGCCUAAUACAAUCGAAGGAGAGCCGGGGCUGGAAAAGUUCGUGCACUCGGGCUUCGGGUUCUGGACGUUCAGGAACGACAUCGCCCUCCUGAAAUUGGAGAAGCCGCUGGACAUCGCGAGCUCCGAAGGGUACAUCGGGACCAUAUGCCUCCCGCCCAAGGGCCACAAGGUUGAGGGGGACGUCAUCGUCUCCGGAUGGGGAACCACCCGAGAAGGUGGCAUGGGAUCGGACAUUCUGAAGGCAGUUUCGGUACCGGCCCUGGGGGACGGCAUGUGCUACUACCGCUACUUCUCCUUCUGGUCGCUCUUCAUCGGCGGAAACAUUCACUACGACAGCAUGUUCUGCGCCGGGGAGAGGAGAGGGGGAAAAGACUCGUGCCAGGGUGAUUCUGGCGGACCUGCAGUACAGUACGUCAGUGGCAGGGCGAUUCUUGCUGGGAUCGUUUCGUGGGGCGAAGGCUGCGCUCGCGCCGGAAAACCCGGAGUCUACACGGAAGUCUCGUAUUUUCUCGACUGGAUCGAGAACCGAACCUCGUCCACUCCAGUUGUUCCGGAAUACUUCAGCAGCACAACCGAAUCUCCUCCCGUGACCCCGGCCGCAGAACCUCGAACAGUGUAUCAAGUCCCGGUCACCGAGACUUGAUACUGUUUUCGACAGGCCGUAGAAUGUAGAGAUUGGAAAGCGAAAAUGCCACAGAGGUCCACAAACCAGUAGUAGACUAGAGUUUGCUUUGACCACUACUUAUUGUUAACGCGAGACGAAACAGGUAACGCCACGUUAAACGAUAUUGCGUAUACUUCUGUUUCU
This is a messenger RNA of Ixodes scapularis (black-legged tick), 819 nucleotides long. RefSeq names its product trypsin-1-like. The record is from RefSeq and is a predicted model, not a curated record. Lineage: Eukaryota; Metazoa; Arthropoda; Arachnida; Ixodida; Ixodidae. Gene Ontology annotation, molecular function: serine-type endopeptidase activity. The coding region runs from base 1 to 654 and encodes 217 amino acids. The transcript has 5 exons. Gene Ontology annotation, biological process: proteolysis.